UAAUGCCAACUAAAAAUGAUCCUGUUGUUCAAAACACUUGUUCUAGUCAAUAUUCUCCACUUGGAAUUUUUCUUUUAUCAAAAGAUGAGGCAGCUGAACAUGUUCUAUUUAUGUACCCUUUCAAUCCGGAUCUUAAUUUUGAAGAUGAUGAGAACACAAAAGAUGAAUGUAUCGGGCUUGAAUGCUGGAAAGAAAAGGACGAUCUUUUGUCUGACAAGGGAACAUUUCGAACUUUCGAAAUGUUCCCUUGUGAACAACAAAAAAGUGUUGAUAAUGAAGAAUUGGAGACUGGAACAUUUGGUUUGCCAGUAAAAAUGUUGGCUACACUUUUACAAACAAAUACGGGCAACAAAGAAGGAGAACCUUUUGAAAUUAAAGUAAAUAACAUUCGUUUUGCUGGCGUUCCGUGGUGUGUAGAUGCUUGUGAAGGUGUUUGCUUGGCCGUUGUUUUUAUUCUUUCUAGCUCUUGUGGUUGCCAUAUUGUUGAAGCUUUUCAAAGAUUGAGCAAGAAGAUUGCUGUUGCGAUUAGUGCUGAACAACAACGAUGUAAUUACUUGAGCGAGCAAAUAUGUUUAAUGCAGCCAUCUCACGAUGAAUUUGAAGCAAUGGGCGAUGAACAACGCAGAGGACGUUCUCCAUAUGAAACAAUUUUGGCCAAAAGUGGAUUAGCUCAACAUUUACGUGAUAUUUAUAAUGAUGUUUGUGAAUAUGGAAUGGUUGAUGUUUUUGUUAAUGAUAGCAGUGAAGUUGGAUUUUGUGUAGAACCCAAAGCAAUGUUUCAUGCUGGCCUAACUCCUCGUUCUUCUACCCAAAUAGACUCUUUAAUGUCCAAAAUUCGUCCUUAUCAUGGAAUUUUAUUUCUCGAAGAUUCUGUUCCUAAUCCAAGCUCAAACCCUUUUGUUCUUCGUUUUCUUGACAAUUACGAACCAACAAGAAGUAUUGAAGAAAUGGCUUCAUUAUCAAACCUCGUAUUAGCUCAAGCACUUCAAAUAGUUCGUCAUUACCUUCUUUGGUCUAGAGCAAUUAUAAUUUAUCCAAUUUGUGCUUCUAAUGUUUAUGCAAACGCUGAAAAAUUACCUCCGGGAUAUAAACAAUUGGAAACUGCAUUCAUUCAACAAUUCCCAGAAUUUAAAUUAAAUGACAUUUUUGAAGCGUUUUCCCCGCCAUGUUCACUUGGUUCAUAUCUUCAAGAUACUGCAAUUUAUGGAGGAAAACCGAACGUUCCUAUAGUACACACCCCAUUUAUUCGCGAAGAAAGUUUAUUACAAAAUGGUCAGUGAACUCAAAAUGGUCGGCUCAUCGAGCUGAAUCGAAUGGCGAAUUAUCGGUACCUGGGAACAUCUAUGAGCUGAGAACAGAGUUCCAAAAAUAUCUAGAGAAACGGGCAACAAGGACCAAUAUUUUGAUA
Molecule: messenger RNA, 1408 nt
Organism: Meloidogyne enterolobii
Lineage: Eukaryota; Metazoa; Nematoda; Chromadorea; Rhabditida; Meloidogynidae
Source: the annotation of a GenBank genome assembly